UAUGUACCACCAUGGCUGCUAGUUCUAGUAACAAGUCCUGGAAUAACAGCACGUUUACCAAUGGACAUGAGGUCGGGAGCCGUGCCAAGCCCAGCAGCCGGGACUCUGAACUACGGCAGGGUCAAAACUCUACCCUACAGAAAAAGGUUAAUGGUUUCAAGAAGCAGGCCCAGUCCCAUCACACUACACUUGACUUGUUGGAAGGUGAAGUCAAAGCCUUCUUGAUUGAUGAAGAUGAGCUGCACACGUUUGACGAUCUCACUAAAGUCAAUCCCGUGACCACUACAACAGUUCUGAAAUGUCUGCAUGCAAGGUAUUCUGCGGAUGUGUUUUACACUCAUGCCGGGUGUACACUUGUCGCUGUUAACCCUUUCAAGCACGUUCCCUGCCUCUACUCUCUUGACGUGAUGAAGGAGUAUCAUGUGGACCCUCAGCCCCAGGAUCUCAAACCUCACGUAUUCAUUCUUGCUGAACAAGCUUAUAGGAAUGUCCAAGGCCAGGUGGAGCCGGUAAACCAGUCGCUAAUAGUGAGUGGGGAGAGUGGAGCUGGAAAGACCUGGACGUCUCGCUGCCUCAUGAAGUAUUAUGCAACAGUCGCAGCUUCAUCAUCGUCCCAGAAAUGUCAGGAUAUGAUAGAAAGGAUAGAGAGGAGAGUGCUGGAGUCCAACCCAGUCAUGGAAGCCUUCGGAAAUGCACGCACCUUGAGGAACAACAACAGCAGUCGUUUUGGAAAGUACAUUCAGCUCCAGUUAAACAGAUCACAACAACUAGUUGGGGCUUCCAUCCAGACUUACCUGUUGGAGAAAACAAGGGUCACCUGCCAAGCUGCCAGCGAAAGGAAUUUUCAUAUAUUCUAUCAGGUCAUGAAGGGAGCCACUGAGCAGGAGAGGCUGCAGUGGAAGCUCCCAGGUGAAGCGCAGUUCUGCUGGCUGCCAAAUGCUGAUCAAAAGCUGGAAGAAGACUCUUUUGAAGUAACCAAAGACGCCAUGCUGCACCUAGGUAUCACUAGUCGAAUGCAGAGGCAGAUAUUCAGGAUACUAGCUGGUCUCCUUCACCUCGGUAACAUCCAGUUCUCAGCUCCAGCUAAUGAGUCUCAGCCGUGUGAACUGGACUUGCAAUCCAAAGGCUACCUGCAGACGAUGGCAGUGCUGUUGAAGGUCCCGCAGGAGGAGGUUCUGGCUCAGCUCCUGGUCCGCACCAUCAGAGCUGGGAGGCAGCAGCAGGUGUUCAUGAAGCCUUGCUCACAAACAGAGUGCGGCAUGAGGAGGGACUGUCUGGCCAAAGUCAUCUAUGCCAAGGUGUUUGACUGGUUGGUAACAUUCAUAAAUGGAAGCAUCUGUGCAAACUCCUCCAGGUGGAGCAAUUUUAUAGGUUUGCUGGACGUCUAUGGCUUUGAAUCAUUUGUUCUUAACAACCUGGAGCAGCUAUGCAUUAACUAUGCCAAUGAGAAGCUGCAGCAGCACUUUGUGGCACAUUACCUCAAGGCCCAGCAGGAGGAGUAUGCAGCAGAGGGACUCGAGUGGUCCUUUGUCAGCUACCAGGACAACCAGAGCUGUCUGGACCUAAUCGAAGGGAGUCCCACAAGCAUUUUCUCCUUGCUUAACGAGGAGUGUCGUCUGAACCGUCUUUUCGAUGCCAAGCAGUUUAAAACUCGUCUCGAGAAAGCCCUGUCCAGCAAUGCCUGUCUGAGCUGGGACAAGUUCAAAGAGAGCCCUCACUUCAUAGUGUCGCAUUACGCUGGGACUGUCAGCUACCAGAUUGAGGGCAUGAUGGAGAAAAACAAGGACCCUGUGCCUCUGGAGCUGAUUCAGCUGCUGCAGAAAUCGCAGGAUUCUCUGCUGCAGGAUCUGUUUGUUGAGCAAAAGGAACAAAACGACAACAGAGGCCAGAGCAAGGUCAUCACCGUUGUCUCCAAGUUCAAGAGUUCACUGGAAAGUCUGAUGCACAUUUUGCACAGCACCACUCCACACUACACCAGGUGCAUCAAGCCUAACUCUGACUGCAGACCAAUGACCUUUAAAAAAGAGGAGGUGAUUACUCAGCUAGAAGCCUGUGGGAUAGUCGAGACGAUUAAUAUAAGUGCAGCUGGGUUUCCUAUAAGGCUACCUUACCAAAGUUUCAUGGAUCGGUAUGGCCUGAUCCAAAACCCUCAGCAAUUGUAUCCAGUGUCCGGAGUUAAUGGCGCCUCUCCUGCUAAAAAGAAAAGCGGGCUGGGUGCUGUGGGUGCUGUGGAGGCUGGUGAGGAUGCCUUGGGUUCUGCUGUCCGUGACAUUAUCAAUGUUGCCACGUCAGGCCAAGCUGUAUCUUCCACAGUCCGUGGCCAGCCUGAGAACAAACCUAGCAGCAGCUUAUUAGUGCACUGUGGGAAAACUAAAAUAUUCAUGACUCAUUCCAUGCUGGAGCUGUUGGAGAGUGUCCGAAGCCAAGCCCUCUCCCGGAGAGCCUUUUGCAUCCAGCGCUGCUGGAGAAGGUACCUGCGGAGGAAGCAGGCGCGACAGCAGAGAGCUGCAACCAGAAUCCAAGCAGUUGUCAGGUCCUGGUUAACAAGAAGAUGGAUUGCAAGAAGGCACAAAGCAGCUCAAGUUAUUCAGAGGGCUUGGAGAACAUGGAGAACCCUGAUGGAUGCCUUGGCCGCAGCAGAGCUGGACGACACCAUGGAGCUUGAAGAGCAGCUGGUAUCUGUGCAGGGGUCUCCAGUGAGAGCUGUUAAAGGCUUCACACAGUCAUCAGCAGGCACACCUCAAGCCCGGGAGCCUAUGGUGGUCCAGUCGUGGCCCUUUGGCUUGGCCCUUUCUUCAGCCCCCUGCCUCAGCAUGACUGUCACUGCCAGUGGGCUGCAGAAAGUCAUGUCUCUCCUGGCCUGCUUAAAGCUCUCAUUCAGGAAUGCAAACUACAAAGUGGAGACCAACCAGUUUAGUCAGGGAGUUGCAUCAGUAAGAGCACAACCACAGGAAACCAUUAAGUUGCAUCUCAGGCGAUCACCCUUGCUUUAUGCUGACGUUUGUCCAGGAAAGAAAAGUGAUCUUAUCACUGGCUAUAACCAGAUUUUACUUGAAAAAGCAUGAUUGCUGCCUACACUACAAGCUGCCUUCCUGCAUUACUGCCUUUUGAUAAAUAUAUUUAUCACUUUGCUCUAGCUGCCUUUUGAAAAAUACAACACUAUACCAAUUAAAACUACAGUAUUUAAUCUUCAGAUUCAAUCAGGUUAAAUCAAUGUUUUACCAAGUGCCUUCACCUCAGGGCCAUUGAUUUGAAGCAGUGAACUUGAAGUUAUUUAUAUUCGUAUUAGCAGCUGAAAUUAUGUUAUACACAUAUUUUGAUAUUUCUGUUCUUUUGUUUAAUUGAACCCUGAUUUGUUGGAUUUUCAGUUUUUGGGAAGCAUUGCUUCUGCAUGGAUGACAUCUGAGACAUGAAAGCUUAUGUUUAGUUUAAAAAAAAAAAAUAGGACAAUACUACAGCUUACUGUUUGAAAUGAAAUCCUUUUGUAGAUAUAUUUAAUGGGGGGGAAGCAUAGUCGAUGCAUGAGAACAAACUACAUAAGCAUUAAAAAAAAUAACAGGAGCAUGGCAAUAUUUUUUCAAACCGCUGCUUUUCCUUUUUUAUAAUAAUUUUUUUGGACUGGGGAGAGGUUUGUUUAAAUCUGUACCUGACACUAAUUCCCUCUAGAGUGCCUUUAUUAAAACAUAACAGUUAAACCCUGAUAUAAAUUACAUAGUUCCUGAAGUAAUUAAACUGAUUAACUUGCCUUAUUACCCAUCAAAUUAUAUUCAGUUGUUGUAUCAGGGUUUGCGUACACUUGACUGUGCACUGUACCUGUAGCUAAUGUUUUCGGAUCAGGUCAAUUGCAUUAUACCAUUCACGUCUAUAAAGCUGUUGUAUAGAAACACUAGUCACAUUUUCAGACCAAUAUUUGGGUAUGUAUUUGAACUGGAAUUCAUACAGCUUUGACGUGCUUGAUUUAAAGUAAAUUGAUGUUUAAAUACAAGUCGUAUUGAUUUGUUUUAUAUGUAAAGGGAACAGCAAUAAAUGUUAUUAAUAAAGUGGGGUUUUUUUGUUUUUUUAAAGCUACAUUUCCACACAGUACAAACUCUCAUAACUCUAGUUGCAGUGUUUUGCUAAUAACAGCAAGAAAGUCAGAUUAGAAAAUGCAACACUAGAGACAGGAGACCAGUGCAAAUCCAAAACUGAACUCCUAAGACAAGACUGGGCGAGCUACAGUGUAGCACUCAGAGACGGGAUGUGCAGCAUUCAGUAUAACCUCAUUAUGUAUUUAAUUAAAUUACUUAACAAAUUAAA
Messenger RNA from Acipenser ruthenus (sterlet), 4296 nucleotides. RefSeq names its product unconventional myosin-XIX-like. The record is from RefSeq and is a predicted model, not a curated record. NCBI's taxonomy places the organism in Eukaryota, Metazoa, Chordata, Actinopteri, Acipenseriformes, Acipenseridae. Gene Ontology annotation, molecular function: ATP binding; actin filament binding; microfilament motor activity. Gene Ontology annotation, biological process: actin filament organization; vesicle transport along actin filament. The transcript has 24 exons. The coding region runs from base 12 to 3065 and encodes 1017 amino acids. Gene Ontology annotation, cellular component: actin cytoskeleton; cytoplasm; myosin complex.